AACGAGAGUCUUAAAACAACGGAGGAAUCGUUUAUCGUUAAUUAAAGAAAAAGAAGAGAUAGAUAGAUAAAUAGAUAAAUGGAGAGAGAGAGAGAGAGAGAGAAACGUACGAGAUACCGAGAAGCUCGCAAGGACCAAAUGUGACUCGACUAAGAAGAUUCUAAUUACUAGUUCUCAACGUCGUUCCCUUUCUCUUUGCCGAAAGUAACGUCAUUUGAUAAUGAGGAUUCAUUGGACGACUGGAAGGUAGAACGGCGAGGGUAUUUCGUCAAGGACUCCAUUCUCGUCCGCGUCUCCCUCUUUCCUUCGAUUUCUCGCUCUCUUUCUCUCCCCUUGUCUCUCCCCUGUGCAACUAGCUCAGAACAGACGCACAGCCACGGAGACAAUAUCAUACGUCGGGAAAAUCGAAGAAUGGCAAGCAACAAACGUAUCUAUGUGUGUGCAUGUCAAGGUGUUCCAAUUUGCGUGCGAAUACGUGGAAAAAGCUCGCCGGUGAUUUUACAAUACGGCGCCUAACUAUAGUGCUCGGCAUUGUUAGAAAAGAAAUACUUUGUGUAAAAAAAAAAAAAAAAAGGGAAGAAAAGAAAGAGCGGGCGAGACCGAGAGACGAAAAGCGAGACAGAGAGGGAAAAGUCGAGGAACAGACCGAAAGAGAGGAGAGGGAAAAGAGACGGUGGAAAAGCAGUGGGCAAGCUUUCAGUGUGCCAUUGCCGCGGCAACUAGCUACAUAGUAUAGAAACGUAAACGAAGCCGAGAAUCAGCCUUCUCGAAGAUUUACAAUCACCGUUUGGAGCCAAUAACUUCCUACAGUCAUCGGCAAGUUUCCGACCAACGCAGCGGCUUUCCACAAGGAUUCCCAAAAUUUGCGGGUGCCUGUAUCUCGCGGCCAUAAAACUGCAACCAAGCCAAGAGAAAAGUAGAUAAAAGUAAGAAAUGACCAUCGGAAGCAGACCGAUCUAUCGAGCGGUAACGGAAAUCGCUCCACCGUAUGUCAUGUACAAUAAUACCAGUGGCACUUUUUACGGAUAUUGCAUCGAUCUUCUGAACGACAUCGGAUCGUUGGCGGGUUUCGAUUACACGAUCAGAAAGUCUUUCGACGAAAAAUACGGGGAUUUGGAUCCGAAGACUGGGCUUUGGAACGGUAUGAUCUACGAGUUAACGAGCAAUAUGUCGGACAUCGCUGUCGGACCCAUAUGGAUCACAUCCAGCAGGGCUCAGGUAGUGGACUUCUCUGUUCCGUACCAAAGACCAAGCGGUUUCACGAUAAUGAUGCUGAAGAAAAGGAGGCAAGUCCCGUUCCUCAGGUUCCUAAUGAUCUUGGAGAUCGAUGUCUGGAUAGGCUUUGCGUUCGCUUUCCUCUUCACGAUAUUUCUAUUAUAUAGUCUGGAGAGGUACUCGCCCUUUAGCUACCGGAACAAUCGGGCAAAGUAUCGGAACGAGGCGGACGAUCGAUUCUCCUCGUUGAAGGAGUGUUUCUGGUUCGCGUUCACGUCAAUCACUCCCCACGGAGGAGGAGAAAUGCCCAAAAAUUUAUCAGGGAAGAUAGUGGCCGGCACCUGGUGGCUGUUUUGCUUCGUCAUGGUCGCCGCUUACUCUGCCAAUCUCGCGGCCUAUGAAACUCUAGAACGGUUGGAGAGAAACAUCGAGUCCAUGGACGACCUUAGAAAGCAGUAUCGAGUUCGGUAUUCCACCGUGGCCAAUUCCUCGGCUUUCAGAUAUUUCUUAGCAAUGAGAAGGAUGGAGGAAUGGUUCUACACGAACUGGAGACGUAUGGCGUUAGACGAGAAUACACCAGAAGCAAACAGAUCCGAUUAUGCCGUGUGGGAUUAUCCGUUGGAGGACAAGUUCACGAAGAUGUAUCUUGCGAUGAAAGACACGGGAUUUGUUGGGAGCGUGGAAGAAGCAGUGAAAAUGACUCGGGAAGCAAACCGCACUUACGAGUUCGCCUUUAUAGCGGAAGCUAUAACCGUAAAAUAUUUGAUGUUGACGAAUUGCGACUUGAGACAGAUCGGAGAAGAGUUUAGCAAGAAACCGUAUGCUUUUGCGGUACAGAGGGACUCUCCUUUGAGAACGAAGCUCAAUGACGCGAUUACCAAACUGGCAAUUGAACGGAGAUUAAACGCUCUGGAGAAGAAAUGGUGGGACGAAAAUCCUUCGAGAGCGAAUUGCCCGGCUGACAAGGAUUUUAACGCGGGCUUCGACGUCGACAAUUUGGCUGUUACAUUCCUGCUAAUCCUGCUCGGUAUAUUGCUCGCUGUUCUAAUACUCUGCCUUCAAUAUUGCUGGUACUGCUAUCAGUUAAAUAGAAGAAUAAAAAAAGUAGGUCUCUAUGCGACAACGCGAUACACUUCUCGUAGAAAAUAAAUAAAAACAGAAAAAUGACAAUAACAUGGCAUAUUUGCACGUUUUUCAUGCUGUUUUGUGCGUGUAUGUGCUUUCGUGAAUGUACAGCAGUAUUUUUUCGAACUAUGUAACAAACAGAGCAACGAAAAAAGUAAAUGUUAAUCAGAGGAAAAUGGUUGUUUCCUUUUGUUUGUUCAUCGGUUUCGCGUAUCGCGUUGUAACGUAGCCGAGGCAUACAUAAAUUCCGAUAUUUUCGAUUAACAUGUACAUCGAUCAACUAACUUUGCCUGUUGUUCUUUUCUUUAUCUCUAACUAAAAUUAAAAUCAUUCCCAUCGAUCGU
Molecule: messenger RNA, 2684 nt
Organism: Bombus pascuorum
Lineage: Eukaryota; Metazoa; Arthropoda; Insecta; Hymenoptera; Apidae
Product: ionotropic receptor 25a-like
Exons: 5
Coding region: 934-2364 (476 amino acids)
Biological process (GO): monoatomic ion transport; synaptic transmission, glutamatergic; modulation of chemical synaptic transmission
Cellular component (GO): plasma membrane; postsynaptic membrane
Molecular function (GO): transmitter-gated monoatomic ion channel activity involved in regulation of postsynaptic membrane potential; glutamate-gated receptor activity
Source: RefSeq, a predicted model, not a curated record